Messenger RNA from Myzus persicae (green peach aphid), 2558 nucleotides. RefSeq lists its product as uncharacterized. The record is from RefSeq and is a predicted model, not a curated record. Bases 239 to 2191 code for a protein of 650 amino acids. The transcript has 19 exons. Lineage: Eukaryota; Metazoa; Arthropoda; Insecta; Hemiptera; Aphididae.
AGUUUGAAUAGUGUGCCGUUGGUUUAGACAUUAGUAAAUUUAAGUAUUAUCAAACUUUUAGGUAAGAACAUUAUCUAUGCUGAAGUGACGGCGGAUUCUCAAUAUUUUCCUUUUCGAGCAAGAUACGAGUAUGUGAAAUAACACAAAUUAAAAAUGCAUCUAAAUAAUCAAAGUGGAAUUAUUGUAUUGUAAAGUACCUACCGACACAUGAACAGAUGAUGUUCAUACCACUAAUAGAAUGGAAAAAAAUGUUCACAAUAAAAGAAGAUUCCGUUUCCGUACAAAGAUUAUGCUUCAUGAGGUCCAAAAAUGCAAGAAAGAAAAAGAAAAGAAAAAUGCUAUUACUUCUUCAUCCAUUAUUUCAAAUGAUUCAAAAAAUGAUGGAGUCAAUACAAUAAUACUUAAAAGAAAAAGAAGGAGAGGUAAAAAAAAGAAACAAAAAAAUGGAAAUUCAAAAAGUGAUAAACCUAAAUUUAAUUCACAAAAACAUCGUAAUAUCCAAACAAACGAGAAAAAUUCCUUUGGUUUAAAUAAACAGUUAGUAGAUACUAGUACCAAUAUCAUCAUUAGUUUAGCGAAUGACAAACUGAAUUCAUCAAUAUUAAGACCACAAGUAAAAAUAAUUAAAAAGAAAAUGGAUAAAAAGCCUAAGAGUCAUAAUACAAAUAUUUUGGAAAAUAAUAAUGUGGUAUGUACAGAUAAGUGUCAAAUAAAAGAGUGCUUAGAAUUUCUUUUAAAUUGCCAUGACCACCAAAAAAAAACUUACAAGGAUAAAAAAUCCAAGCAAAAAAAGAAAAAUAAGAGAAAUUCUAAGAUGGUAGUACAAGAAAAAACUGAAGUAUCUAAUGAAGUAAUAAGACAUAAAUAUUCUAAAAUUAAUGAAUACUUGGAAAAAAAUGCAUUUGAAAGUCAUUCAAAGGAGAUAUACUAUGAUGAUCAUUAUUCAAAUUGUGGUAUGCAGACUCCUAGGGGCAAUGAGAAAAAUCCAUUAUUAUUAAAAAAAUUAUUUAAAAAUAAAAAGAAGAAAAAGAAAAAAGUUUUUAAGGAUGUGACCCAGAAAGAAAUAAUUCCUCCAAAGAAAGAUACAAUAGAACGACAACAAUCAAUCACAACCAGUGAAAAAAAGUUUCCAGACAAUGAUAUCACUACAGAUUGUAAAAACUAUGACCGUUACAUCUUCAAAAAAUAUUUUGAAUUUCUCUCUGCUCAUACCGUCAAUGAUAAAGAUGCUACUAUGAUUACCCCAUAUUCUAGUUCAAAAACCUUAAUAGCCAGCGAUGAUGAUCCAUUUUUAUCUAAUAAAUCAUUAAAAAAGAAAGAAAAAAGGAAAGCUUCUAAGGUCAUGACUUCAGAAAUAAUGAUACCGAAAAAAUCAAAGAAAAGUAAACGACAAGCUACAUUAGUUAAUGAAUAUUCGGGUAAGGAUGCCCCCUUAAUAGCGUCAAUGGAUAAGAAAACAUACAACAGUGAUGGAUACGUGUAUGAAGGCAGUGGAAAGAAUUAUAAAUUCUUCUGUGCUCAAGGUGAUAACAUGGCAAGAGCAGACAUCAACAUUGACCCAGAUGCGGAUACUAUUAAGACCACUUAUUUUUCAAAAAGUUUAAAAGAUAACAAAGAGAAUACAUUAUUAAGUAAAACAUUGGUCAAAAAACUAAAGAAGCAAAAGAGAAAACAUGUAACGGUGGCGACCAGAGAAGAAAUAGGGCCACUGAAGAAUGAUGCGAUGGAACAAAAACGACCGAUUACUGAGUGUAACAAGUAUUUAGAAAAUGAUAUCGUAAAGAAACCGUUGCACACCCCCGAAAUGGGUGACACAUCAAUGACACAUCACUUCAAUGAUUACGAGCCUGUCGUUGUUGAAAAGUCUUUUGAACUUUUCUCUGUUCGGGAUGAACACCAAACGAAGGAUCAAACCGUCGGUAACGAGGGGACGUCGUAUGUGAUUAAUAAUACAAACAUUAAAUCUUCCAAUGUACAAUCAUCAUGCGCACCAGAAUCUACACGAACUGGAAAAAGUUUUAUCGAGUGUGAUAUUUGUUCAAAAACGUUUAUUAGUAAAUAUAAAUUGUCCAUACAUUAUAGAACGCACACCGGUGAAAAACCUUACGAAUGUGACAUUUGUAGCCGGUGUUUUACUGAACGAUCAACUUUGGUUUCACAUUAUAGAACGCACACCGGUAAAAAACCUUAGAAUUGUGACAUUUGUAGCCGGUGUUUUACACAAAGAUCAAAUUUAGUUUCACAUUAUAGAACGCACACCGGUAAAAAAUCUUAAACGUGUCGCCUAUGUAGCGUUUCGUUUUCCGUAAAAAGUUCAUUGGUCUCGCAUUACAGAAUGCACUCCGGUGAAAACUUACAAAUGUGACGAAAUUUCAUUUUCGCAGAGGAGUUGUUUUUAUCAUGCACCGAUCAUUGAAGACAUAUGCGGCUGAUCCACUUAGACAGCUGUUUUUAAGUACCCAUAUUAUGUAGGUAUAUAUUUUUUCGUUUAAUAAAGGAUUCCAUAACAAAUAUUUUCUACUCGAGAUUGAGUGUGUUUCAAAAUAAAUAUAUAGAAA